Messenger RNA from Microthlaspi erraticum, 396 nucleotides. The record is from the annotation of a GenBank genome assembly. NCBI's taxonomy places the organism in Eukaryota, Viridiplantae, Streptophyta, Magnoliopsida, Brassicales, Brassicaceae.
AUGAAUACGGAUGGAGCCUCACGGGGCAAUCCAGGACCCGCAGCUUCUGGUGGGGUCCUCAGGGAUGAGCAUGGUACGUGGAUUUCCGGUUUUGCUCUCAAUAUCGGUGUCUGCUCUGCUCCUCUAGCGGAGUUAUGGGAGUUUACUACGGCCUCUGUGUGGCAUGGGAUAGACGCAUUUCACAUUUGGUCAUCGAGGUGGAUUCGGAGGGACUGGAUAGUUCGGGUUAAGCAUGUUUACAAAGAAGCGAAUCGUGUGGCCGACGGGUUAGCGAACCACGCCUUCUCAUUUCCUUUAGGUUUUUAUUUAUUUACCUCUGCUCUCGCUGAGAUCUCAGCGCUGUUGUUAGAGGAUGUUGAUGGCUCUACACGAGCUCGAUUUGUAAGAACAGAGUAG